UGGCGGCGGUGGGGCGUCCCGCGUUGUUUGUGGUGGCCGUCGUGCUGUGCUGCGUGUGUGGCUGUGCAGCGGCCCCUGAUGUGAGUGAUAAUGGCGAGGAUCCAGUGAUUGUUAACAUGAAACAGGCGAAGGAGAAGGCGAUUAAGGCCAAGGAAGCGGUGGACGAGGCCAAGAAGGCGGUGGACGCUGUAAAGAGUGCGACGGAACAAUUCAAGACUGCGGCUGAAACGGCGUCACUGGCAGCUGACAAGCUUAAUGAGAAAGUGAAGAAGGGGGGCAAUAUUGAUAAGGAGGACACUGUUGAUGGUGUCACUAGCUUGGCUAAUAAAGCAGAGAGCACGACAAGGACAUCUCACAAGUCCUUUGUUUCACUCUGUGAAAAAGUCAAGGAAGCAGCGGAUUCAACGAAGAAGGCAGAGACUUUGUUAAAGGAAGCGGAGGGGAUGGCUGGCAGUGCAGCGAAUGACGCGGAUGGAGUUAUCAGCAAAGGAGCGAAGCACACAAAGAUCGAAAUCGUAAAACUAUCAGAAGAGUUGUCGUCACUAACAAAAUCCCAGAAGUGUUCUGAAGAAGCAGAAGGGGAUGAAAAGAAGAAGGGGAACGCUUUCCAAGCCCUCAAAAACGCUGAGAAAGUGUACACCUCUGUCCAACCUCAGACUGCCAGUACAUCCUUAACUGUAACCCAGCAGCAAAAGAAUGAUGCUGAAGAAGCUGCUAAACUUGCAAAGGCUGCAGCGGGAGACGCGGCGGCGGCUUCCAGCUCCGCUGGCAGGUCAGCCGACUACGCCGGGAAAGCCGUCAGCAGCGCUGAGUCAUGGCUAGGGCAGGUCGAAGCUGCAUUGCAGGCAGUUAACAAACUACAGGAAGAACCUGAGCAUUUACCUGCCGCUGAUCAGCCUCCGCCACUUUCACCUUCGGAAUUGUCAAAGGACGAGUCACAGAGCCAGAGUCUCCAACAGGAUCCACUGAGCAGUACUUCCAAUGGUGGCAAGACUUCUGACCAACAGCAAG
Molecule: messenger RNA, 1011 nt
Organism: Trypanosoma grayi
Lineage: Eukaryota; Euglenozoa; Kinetoplastea; Trypanosomatida; Trypanosomatidae
Exons: 1
Source: RefSeq, a predicted model, not a curated record